AUGCUGCUGGCAGCUAUCCUAUUAUCUUUUGUACUACUAUCCCUUAUUGCACCUUCAUCAGCACAUAUGGUCAUGUCCGACCCUCCCCCAAUCAACUACAAAGACAACCCGUUUUAUCUAGAAUCGAAAGGCGAUUUCGAUUAUACAGCUCCAAUUUCACCCUCUGGUUCCAAUUAUCCUUGUAGAGGACAUUUGGAUGACUUGGAUACCCCUCAGGGAGGAUCUGUUAAAACCUGGGCUGCAGGAAGUACGCAGACCUUAACAAUUGCUGGUUCAGCUGUUCAUGGAGGUGGAUCUUGCCAAGCCGCUCUUUCGUACGACAAGGGAACAACAUGGAUUGUCAUCAAAUCCUGGAUAGGAAACUGUCCCCACGCCACUCCCGGCGGAGAUCAAACAUUUAAGUUCCCAAUUCCCAGCAGUGCACCUGCCGGUGAAAAAGUGCUUUUUGCAUGGACAUGGUUUAAUAAGGUUGGAAAUCGCGAAAUGUAUAUGAAUUGUGCAGUUGUCACGAUUACCGGUGGCUCAAGCAAGUUAAAAUCGAGAGCACUUAGUGGCCCGACCAUCUUCCUUGCCAAUAUUGGCAACGGCUGCACUACAGCUGCAGGCACAGACGUUGUCUUCCCAAACCCGGGAGAUACUGUUGAGUAUGGAGGAAGUGAGAGUGAUCGGGCGCCGCCCUCUGGUAGCUGCGGAUCGGGCGGGACUGGGACUGCUGCAGGCUCUGGUAGUGGUACAGGAAGCGGUACAGGGAGCGGCACUGGGAGCGGUACAGGCAGUGGUACUGGCAGUGGCUCUUCAAGCUCUGGUACAGGCACGGAUACCGGAAGCGGACAAGUGGUAGGGGGUGGCCUCCAAACCUCAAUGAUUUACUCAUACCCGACUGCGACGAUUGGUGGUGGUAGUGGUGGUGUUGGGGAUAGCGCGGCAACUAACGUUGUUCCUGGGACUGCCGGUUCGAAUCUAGGAUGCGCAUAUUGGAGAACACAAGGUUAUGUUUGCAGUGAUGCUUCGCCAUCACUGCUAGGCAAAUUCACAUUUAUGAAUAUCGCCUUUGGUUUCUUAGCAUUUGGUUGGAUUACACUGAGAGUGUUUUAA
Messenger RNA from Morchella sextelata, 1095 nucleotides. RefSeq lists its product as uncharacterized. The transcript is spliced from 5 exons. NCBI's taxonomy places the organism in Eukaryota, Fungi, Ascomycota, Pezizomycetes, Pezizales, Morchellaceae. The coding region runs from base 1 to 1095 and encodes 364 amino acids. The record is from RefSeq and is a predicted model, not a curated record.